Messenger RNA from Impatiens glandulifera, 344 nucleotides. RefSeq names its product starch synthase 3, chloroplastic/amyloplastic-like. Lineage: Eukaryota; Viridiplantae; Streptophyta; Magnoliopsida; Ericales; Balsaminaceae. The transcript has 3 exons. The record is from RefSeq and is a predicted model, not a curated record. Bases 13 to 309 code for a protein of 98 amino acids.
CAACUCACUGCAAUGAGAUAUGGUUCAGUACCUGUUGUUCGGAAAACUGGAGGACUUUAUGAUACUGUGUUCGACGUGGAUCACGACAAAGAGAGGGCAAAAGACCAAGGCCUUGAACCAAAUGGAUUCAAUUUCGAUGGAGCUGAUUCUGCUGGUGUUGAUUAUGCUCUCAACAGAGCGAUUACUUCAUGGUACGAUGAACGAGAGUGGUUCAACUUGUUGUGCAAACGGGUGAUGGAGCAAGACUGGUCUUGGAACAGGCCUGCUCUCGACUACUUGGAGCUUUACUAUGCUGCGCGCAAGUAUUAAUUUAAUGAAAACCGCCUAUAAUGAUUUGGAUAGAG